GGCGGGCAAGAUGGACGCCGAGAGUCUCCUGCUGUCCCUGGAGCUGGCGUCGGGCAGUGGGCAGGGCCUCAGCCCAGACCGUCGGGCCUCGCUGCUCACUUCCCUCUUGCUGGUUAAGCGCGACUAUCGCUACAGUCGGGUGCUCUUCUGGGGCCGCAUCCUUGGCCUCGUCACCGAUUACUACAUCGCGCAGGGCCUGAUUGAGGACCAACUUGCACCGCGCAAGACACUGUACAGCCUGAACUGCAUGGAGUGGAGCCUCUUGCCCCCUGCCACAGAGGAGAUGGUGGAGCAGACGUCCGUGGUGAAGGGCCGCUUCAUGGGGGACCCCUCACAUGAGUAUGAACACGUUGACCUGCAGAAGGUGAACGAUGGUGAUAAAGUCUUUGAAGAAGAAGUAGUGGUCCGGAUCAAGGAAGAGACCCGCUUGGUGUCCAUCAUUGACCAGAUUGACAAGGCUGUGGCUGUUAUCCCCCGAGGUGCCCUCUUUAAGACCCCUUUUGGACCCAUCCAUGUCAAUCGGACCUUUGAAGGACUGUCCAUGUCUGAAGCCAAGAAGCUCAGUUCCUACUUCCACUUCAGGGAGCCUGUUGAGCUGAAGAACAAGACCUUGCUUGAGAAGGCUGACCUAGACCCCUCCCUGGACUUCAUGGACUCCUUAGAGAAUGACAUCCCCAAAGUGGAACCUCAGCACCUGGGCCUGGCUGCCCAAGGAGCUGGGGCCUCUGCACAUGGGGCAGAGUUGUGGCUCCACAGUGCUCAGGCCUCACCUGCUCUCCAGGGUCCUGGAGCAUCCAGAUGGAGAGGGGCAAUGCCCUGGUGGUGCUGCGCAGUCUGCUCUGGCCAGGCCUCACCUUCUACCACACCCCUGGCACCAAGAACUGUGGCUAUAUCUACGUGGGCACUGGUGAGAAGAACAUGGAUUUGCCCUUCAUGCUGUAGGUGGGGCCAGCCCCAGGAACUUUCUGUGUAGAGCAUAAACAUUAUUUUCACACA
This is a messenger RNA of Phyllostomus hastatus (greater spear-nosed bat), 996 nucleotides long. RefSeq names its product radial spoke head component 9 (gene RSPH9). The record is from RefSeq and is a predicted model, not a curated record. The coding region runs from base 11 to 973 and encodes 320 amino acids. The transcript has 5 exons. Gene Ontology annotation, cellular component: axoneme. Gene Ontology annotation, biological process: axoneme assembly; cilium movement involved in cell motility; motile cilium assembly. Lineage: Eukaryota; Metazoa; Chordata; Mammalia; Chiroptera; Phyllostomidae.